UGAUUGGUCACAGCUUGUCACAUGGCACAAGGCUGUUGUGAAUAGCCUUGUACCAUGUGACCUCUGUGAUCAUUCACAGAUUUCACACGUAGUCACAAGUGACAUCAUUGCUUACUACUCUGCAUGUGAUCACUGAUUGGCCAAUCAGUGAUCACAUGAUCGGGACUUUGUACAGAGGUCCCGUCCGACGAUCGGUGUUUCACUGUGUCCAGAGGACACAGCGGGCACUGGAUCGCGGUGCUGCGCGCUUCCAGGGAGCGCGCACAGCUAGAAAUGGCGGGUGACUUUU
Messenger RNA from Staurois parvus, 289 nucleotides. NCBI's taxonomy places the organism in Eukaryota, Metazoa, Chordata, Amphibia, Anura, Ranidae. The record is from the annotation of a GenBank genome assembly.